Messenger RNA from Neoarius graeffei (lesser salmon catfish), 632 nucleotides. Its product is annotated as histone-lysine N-methyltransferase PRDM7-like. The record is from RefSeq and is a predicted model, not a curated record. Bases 67 to 366 code for a protein of 99 amino acids. Gene Ontology annotation, cellular component: nucleus. The transcript has 4 exons. Lineage: Eukaryota; Metazoa; Chordata; Actinopteri; Siluriformes; Ariidae. Gene Ontology annotation, molecular function: protein binding.
CAGGGAGAGCUGGUGAACCGAGAGGAAGCCAAGAACAGUGGAGACUCCUCGGUUGUAUACAGGAGCAUGCAGUGUGAAGAAUACAUCGAUGCCAAAAGAGAGAUGCAUGUGAAUUGGAUGAGGUAUGUGAAUUGUGCCCGUAAUGAAGAAGAACAGAAUCUUGUGGCAUUUCGGUAUCGAGGGGGAAUUCUGUAUCGUUGCUGUCGACCCAUUAACAUAGGACAGGAGCUCUUGGUGUGGUAUGAAGAGGAGCACACCAAAGAACUCAGUCCUGCACCUACAGGAACAACCAGACAGCAAGCUCCUCAAACUCUUGUAGCUGAAGAACUUCAACAUGUUAAGGGACAAAUAGCAUCAGAUGAAUGAAUAAUUAAACAGGUGGAAGUUUGGUUGCUUUAUUACUACAAACCACACCGUGGCAUUCUUCAAAUACUGCAGUAAGGAAAUUCCUAUACUACUGCAGAACUACUUGAAUGCCAUCUGAAUCGUUGCAGUCUGCCCCUUUUUUAUACGCCUACAUUUUUAUUUAAUUAAAUGACCAAUGUCUUAAUUUCUGGAUGUUGGCUUUCUUUCUUUCAUCAGUUACACUAAUAUGAAUCAACUGGGUUUCACAAAAUCCCACAAUUUUUAAU